Messenger RNA from Spinacia oleracea (spinach), 1414 nucleotides. RefSeq lists its product as uncharacterized. The transcript is spliced from 7 exons. Lineage: Eukaryota; Viridiplantae; Streptophyta; Magnoliopsida; Caryophyllales; Amaranthaceae. The record is from RefSeq and is a predicted model, not a curated record. Bases 219 to 1235 code for a protein of 338 amino acids.
CGUCACGUUCAAGUCUUUUACUCUGUAUUUUUUCAUUUUUUCUGGUUCUUUCUGGGUUUUUUUUUUCGUUUACCAAAUUCCUGCUUCCGCUAUAUAUAAACACGCACAAACAUUUUGAACAACAAAAGUUCCCAGAAACGUACAAGUCCUGCUCAUUCCAUCUCUCUCCAGAAACUUCCCCUCUCCAGAAACUUUAUUUUCGAAAUUCAAGGUUGAAGAUGCAAAACGAGAGACCUAGGCAGCUGAGUGACCCAUUUGACAUGUUUGGUGAUUUUGGAAACUUUGGGGAUUUUGGUGGUUCCAUUUUUGGGAGGAAUCCUUUUGAUGAUCCAUUUUUCUCCCGUCCAUUUGGCAGUAUGUUUAGUUCAAAUAAUUUUUUGCGUGGUUCACCCCUAGUCGUUCCACCAAAUGGACCUACCAUCAAGGAACUUAGCUCUGACGAUGAAGAGGCAGAGAUGGAAGAUAAUGACGAGGAAGGUCAAAGGAGUGCUAGACCUGUGAACCAGUCUUAUGUUGACCAUCCAGAUGAUGAAGAAGCAGAUAUGGAAGAUAAUGAUGAGGAAAGUCAAAGGAGCACUAGACCUGCCAAUGAGCCUUAUGUUGAAGCAGAGAUGGAAGAUAAUGACGACGAAGGUCAAAGGAGUACUAGACCUGCCAAUGAGCCUUAUGUUGACCAUCCAGAUGAUGAAGCAGAUGACAAUAAGGAACAAUAUUGGACAGACCACAACCGGAAUGGAGGAACAAAGGCCCAGUCUUUUAAAGUCCAUAGUUGCAAAGUUACAUAUGGUGGUGUAGAUGGAGUAUAUUACACUAGUUCAGCAACCAGAAAAAUGGGAAAUGAUGGAGUGAUUAUGGAAGAUUGCAAAGAGGCAGACAAGAGAACAGGUGAAGCAACACAUAGGAUUUCAAGGGGACUUCAUGACAAGGGCCAUUCAGUUACUAGGAAGCUAAAUUCAGAUGGCAAAGUGGGCAUGCUGCAAACACUGCAUAAUCUGAAGGAAGAUGAACUUGGAAGCUUUGAACACGCUUGGAAGGGAAAUGGCGGAAAUCAUCUGCCUCCACGUACAGGAUCUAGUGGUAGUGGUGUGAGUCUGAAGACAGAUUGGGGAGGGUUUCUUCUUCCAACUACCAGGCACAGGGAUGGAGGUGUGCGCGGCAGCAGACCCAGCAACGAAAAUGUGGGUGAUCCUUCCGGUAGCCGAACCAAAAAGGUUAUCAGGAUCCCCAUAGACUAGCUUAGUUUACAGAUCAUUCUAUACGUUGUUGAUGACUUCUCAUUAUCUACGACAUUGAAACUUCGCAGUCAUUCCCGGAGACAUUUAUUCAGUAUGUUGCAGUAUGUCAUUGUUGGAUUUCCUUUGUAGGCAACUUUCUGUAUAAUAGAUUAAUGUCAGAUGUUUCAUUUGCGGGUGUA